GAAGUGUAAGAAUUGUGGGUGCACAGACAUUGAUGUGGACCAGGCACGAGGAGUUGCUGUUUGCAUGGGCUGUGGCUCUGUGCUGGAGGACAACAUCAUCGUGUCCGAGGUAACCUUCGUGGAAAGCGGCGGUGGAGGAUCGUCUGCCUGUUGGGCAGUUUGUCGCUGGUGACUCGUCUGGAAAUGUGCCACAAUUGGGAACAAACUUCCACACCGGGGUGGGGAGGGAGUCCAGAGCUGCCACUUUGCAAAAAGCUAGGCGGCAGAUAAUCCACCUCGGUCAUCAGCUCCAGAUGAAUCAGCACUGUCUGGACACAGCCUUCAACUUUUACAAGAUGGCACUUUGCAAACAACUGACUAGAGGACGAAAAUCAGCCCAUGUCAUUGCCGCCUGCCUCUACCUCGUCUGCCGGACAGAGGGGACACCUCACAUGCUGCUCGACUUGAGUGACCUGUUGCAGGUGAACGUGUAUAUUUUGGGGAAAACCUUUCUUGUUUUAGCCAGGGAGCUGUGCAUCAAUGCACCUGCUAUUGAUCCGUGUCUUUAUAUUCCGCGUUUUACGCAAAUGCUGGAAUUUGGGGAGAAGAGUCACGAGGUUUCGAUGACGGCAUUGCGUCUCUUGCAGAGGAUGAAGAGAGACUGGAUGCACACGGGACGGAGACCUUCGGGCCUCUGCGGAGCAGCUCUCUUGGUUGCCGCUCGCAUGCACGAUUUCCGUCGAACAAUUAAGGAAGUGAUUAGUGUGGUAAAAGUCUGUGAGGCUACAUUGAGAAAAAGGCUAAAUGAGUUUGAGGACACGCCCACCAGUGAGCUCACCAUUGAGGAGUUCAUGAAGGUGGACCUGGAGCAGGAGUGUGACCCACCCUCAUUCACGGCUGGACUCAGGAAGCAAAAACUAAAACAGAUUGAGCAGGAACUUGCAAAGAAAGUCGAUGAUAUUGAAGGUGAAAUCUGUGGGUAUCAGGAUGAGAUUGAAAUAGAGCUGGAAAGCUGUAGGCCCAAACCCAGAGGGAUUUAUGCAUCCUCUUCUAGAGAAGAUGAUGUCAUAUCCUUAGCAUCCUCUAGUCUUCUUGUUGGUGAUGAUGGAGAAGACGAAGAGCUUAGGGCGGCAGCAUCUCACCUGUGCAAAGAUUCAGGUUUUGGUGAAAUGGAUGCAAGUAGAGAUGAGCGGAAGGAUGACAAAGUUUCCCCAUCCAAACGGCCAUCGUUGUCAUUAUUGCUUGGGACGCUGCCCACUGCUGCCAGUUUGGGCCUGCCUGAGUCUAUAACCAAAAUGAGAGAGGAAAAAGAAAACGAUGUAGAGAGCGAAGAUGGUGAGCUAGACCUUAGCGGUAUCGACGAAGACGAGAUCGAUAGGUACAUCCUAAAUGAAAAGGAAAUAAAGGUAAAGACCGAGCUGUGGAUGAUUCAAAACGCAGACUACCUCAAAGAACAGAAAGAAAAGGAAGAAAGAAUAGCAAAGGAAAAGGAGGAGGGUACAUAUAAAGAACGGAAGACUAGAAAGCCAGGGAAGAGGCGUGAGCCGAUUAACGCACGCACUGCAGACGAGGCCAUUGAGAAGAUGUUAGAACAGAAACGCAUUUCUACUAAAAUAAACUACGAUGUUCUUAAAGACUUGAAUAAAACAAACCCAAAAAGUCCCACUCGCCAGACAGAAGAACCUUCUGAUGGGGUGAAAAGAACCCCCGCGAGUCGCCAGCCGAAACCCCAUCUGUCUUCACCGAAGAUGAGCAAAACUGUCAGCAGUUUUGGCAAGAGGUUACAGCCCUUGAUAUGUCCCCAGCCCUCUAAGAAGGUGGCUCUUGACCAGAAAGGUUCUGGCCUUCCAUUGGCCGCCCCUGUCCAGAAUGCUGUUGUUGUGGAAAGUGGACCGGUUUCAUAUGAAGAUCCUACAGGUGAAGAAGAGGAGGAUGAAGAGGAGGAACCUUGCAUCAGUGCCAUGGAUUUAAUGGGUCAUGGUGGUGAUUAUGGGUUCGAAUUCGACGAUGAUGAUGGAUUUUAAAUCCAGGAUGUAUGUGAGGGUGCCGUUGGACGUAAUGCACCAACUUAUCCUGCUGCUUAUUACUACCACAAGAAAGACAUCCAGCCUUCAUCUCACUGGCGUUGGUGAUUCUGUUUGUGAAGAUGAAUUGUAAACUUUACACACUACAGGGAUAAAAAACAAAUUUCAAGUAAAAGAGAACAAACUACAUGAAUCUAUGCCCUUAAAUAACAAGCACUCAUUCACGCGUUUGGUGUGAUUAAACCCCACAUUCGUGUGUUUGUAAGUGCUGUCUGCUCAUACGUGUAUGUAAUAUAUAACUUUCAAAGUCACACCUGAGCCUGAACUGUGCAGUUAUAUAACACACUCAGCCAUCAUUAAUCAUCAGGUAGCCACAUAUUCGCUGCUGUGUGCAUGCAUAUAUUAUAAUUCAAACAUACAGCGGAUAACCAGGAGUGUGUGUGUGUGUGCGUGUGUUUGCGGAGAUGGAGAGUGAUUAUUCUCUGGGAGUGUGUAAGCCUGCUAGCUAACUGCAUUACUGUGUGUUUUAGUGUAAUGAUGACAUAUGAUAUUGCACAUCUAAAGCGAUUAGCCCCACAGAAGCCCUGUGUGCAGACGUGCAUGCACACGUGCCUUUGACUAUUGCUGUGUACAAGCCUGAAAUACUAUGACUUUUAAAACCAAAGUGUUAAUAUUUAAACCAGAUGUACCUCUGUUUGCUUAGUUAGCAGCCUUGAGUGACUUGAUUCAAUCUGAUUUUUUGACAGUGUUCAAUUUUGCUCACUUAGCUGGUUUUCUAGUGCCUUUUUAUUAUACAGCGACUUACUGGUGUAGUUUGGGCUAAUAGGCUGCUAUUUAUUUUAAGUAUAAUGUUUGCAAGGUAUUAUUUUUUGACUAGGAAAUAAUGAUUUUGAUUUCAGUUGAUUUCUGUUUUUUUCCUGUUUUAGUAUUGAAACAUUAAAAUAACAUGAGUGCUUGAAAAAUUCAUUCCGCAUGAAUACUGUUAGGAUAUGGAGAAGUUUUCAUUUUGAGUGUUUACAAAAUGCAAUGUACAUUUAUUUUCAUAUUAAGAAAAUUGAGGAUUUUUUGUGAAAUAUAUCGAGGUAAGCAAAAUAACAUUAAUAGUUGUCUACGGGUAUAUGUCUGAGAAUAAGAAUCAACAGUGUUUUAAUGUGAGCACACUUGAUAUUUAAAAGUUGGUCCCUGGAGAACUUUCAUGUGUAUUUCAAAAGAAAAGUAUUCUGCAUUUUGUGUAGGAGUUUAAUUUUUUUUACAUUAUUUAUAGUUUGUUCUCUUCCAGACCAAAUUAGUAUAAUUUAUGUCCUUCUUAUAUAUGAGGAUUCAAAGGGUUGCUUCUGUCAUGUAUACUGUAUCAUGUCACAUUUGAUGUUGGUAAAUGCACCAAACUGUUACAGUUAAAUGUAAAAAUGAUCUGAUUAACCAUUUAUAGCAGUCCAGUGUAAGUAUUAUUUUUUCAUAUUACAGUAUUUUGGCAGAGAGCGAACCCACAAGAUUUACAGAUACAAACCAGGAUUAUGUAACUCGAGUUGGAAAUAUCUUGACCCAUUCUGAUAAAGCAGGUGGCCCAAACAUCUUUUACUGAGGAUUCAAUUGACAUCAUCAUAAAUGUUACAUACAAUACUGAUGUAACUCUAAAAAAGACUUUUAUGUGAUCCUGAAAAUUGUGUUCUGUUUAAUAAAGAUCUUCUUCAGAAGGAA
Misgurnus anguillicaudatus (oriental weatherfish) is the source of this 3701-nucleotide messenger RNA. NCBI's taxonomy places the organism in Eukaryota, Metazoa, Chordata, Actinopteri, Cypriniformes, Cobitidae. The record is from RefSeq and is a predicted model, not a curated record.